AUGGCCGGAUUUCCGACCUCUGUAUCCGGCUUCACUGUGAUCCCCGUCACCUACUCGGAAUCGUCGACGCACGUACUCUACGCGCGAGCGCACACAGGAUCCAAGAAGUCGAAGGCGAAGGAAAAGGCAAAGCAGAAUCGUGAAUCCUUUCCUGAGGGGCGCACGCUGUUUCUGGUGAACGUGCCUCCAGACGCAACUGAACGUGAGAUCUCCCAAUUUUUCAAGGGCAGCGGUACCGUCGAAAGGGUAGUCUUUGAUGGCGAUACGGAGGCGCCAGAAGACCAAUUAGAACAAGUCAGCGAGAGUGAGGAUGAGGAGGGGGUUGAUGAGGAUAAUGCUGGCGAAGAUGAGAGUGAGGAGCGACCUAGGAAGAAGCGGUGGAAAUGGAAGGAGGUCGUUCCGCAGGUCACUCCUCUGCCUUCUCGGUCACUGCGAACACUACGGCGGACAGGCCGAACCGCGCAUAUCAUCUUCCUCGACGAGUCCUCCCUCUCUCGUGCCCUCUCGCCACCACCAAAAGCCAGACUAUGGCCCACAGACCCCUCCGCACCCUCCGGCCUCGCACACUACCAGGCACUGUACGAAUCUCUCCGGCCGCCGCUCGACGUCGUACGUGCACAUGCGGACACAUGGAUGGAGCUGUUUGAGUACGAGCAGGCGAAGAAGCGGCAGAAGAGCAAGUAUCUCAUGGGCGAGGCAGUCGUGGAUAAGGAUGGAUUCACGCUCGUCACGCGCGGCGGGGCGUAUGGAAAGACGCUGGGUGGAGGCGUCGGUGUGGCGAAUAAGAAGUUCCAAAGGGAACAUGGUGAUGCGGCGGGGAAGAGAAGCAGGAAUAAUAAGAAGAAAGAGAAGAAGGAGGCGUUCUAUGCGUUCCAGAUACAUGAGAAGAAACGGCAGGAGUUGCUCGACCUGAAGCAGAAGUGGGAAGAGGACAAGGCGAAGGUGGAGAAACUGAAGCAGUCCCGGAAAUUCAAGCCGUAUUAG
Molecule: messenger RNA, 984 nt
Organism: Laetiporus sulphureus 93-53
Lineage: Eukaryota; Fungi; Basidiomycota; Agaricomycetes; Polyporales; Laetiporaceae
Exons: 2
Coding region: 1-984 (327 amino acids)
Biological process (GO): ribosomal small subunit assembly; rRNA processing
Cellular component (GO): CURI complex; UTP-C complex
Molecular function (GO): nucleic acid binding
Source: RefSeq, a predicted model, not a curated record